Acanthisitta chloris (rifleman) is the source of this 522-nucleotide messenger RNA. Its product is annotated as death effector domain-containing protein-like. Gene Ontology annotation, molecular function: DNA binding. Gene Ontology annotation, cellular component: nucleolus. The annotation marks the transcript as partial. The record is from RefSeq and is a predicted model, not a curated record. NCBI's taxonomy places the organism in Eukaryota, Metazoa, Chordata, Aves, Passeriformes, Acanthisittidae. The transcript is spliced from 2 exons. Gene Ontology annotation, biological process: apoptotic process; extrinsic apoptotic signaling pathway via death domain receptors.
CCUGCCCAGCACCCUGUGGUGUGCUGCCCCCCAGGGGGGCCCCAGCUGGGCCCCAAGCGCUCGGGCCGGGCCAGGAGUCUCCUGGGGAGCCAACGGAAGCGACGGAAGUCGGCGACUCCCGAUCCGAAGGAGAAACAGACCUGUGACAUUCGCCUGCGCGUGCGCGCCGAGUACUGCCAGCACGACACUGCCCUGCACGGCAACGUCUUCUCCAACAAGCAGGACCCUCUGGAGCGCCAGUUCGAGCGCUUCAACCAGGCCAACACCAUCCUCAAGUCCCGGGAUCUGGGCUCCAUCAUCUGCGACAUCAAGUUCUCCGAGCUCACCUACCUCGACGCCUUCUGGCGGGAUUACAUCAACGGGUCCCUGCUGGAGGCCCUCAAGGGAGUGUUCAUCACGGACUCGCUCAAACAGGCCGUGGGCCACGAGGCCAUCAAGCUCCUGGUCAACGUGGACGAGGAGGAUUACGAGGUCGGACGCCAGAAACUCCUCAGGAACUUGAUGCUGCAAACAGCUCCCUGA